Chlorella variabilis is the source of this 912-nucleotide messenger RNA. RefSeq lists its product as hypothetical. The transcript is spliced from 11 exons. NCBI's taxonomy places the organism in Eukaryota, Viridiplantae, Chlorophyta, Trebouxiophyceae, Chlorellales, Chlorellaceae. Gene Ontology annotation, molecular function: N-carbamoylputrescine amidase activity. The record is from RefSeq and is a predicted model, not a curated record. Bases 1 to 912 code for a protein of 303 amino acids.
AUGACGCCGCCACAGGAGCUCCUGCAGGCACCGCCGCGCAAGGUCACGGUGGCGGCCACGCAGAUGGCGUGCAGCUGGGAUAUUGAAGACAACAUGAAGAAGGCAGAGGGGCUGGUGCGCGCCGCCGCAGCCCAGGGCGCCAACAUCAUCCUGCUGCAGGAGCUGUUUGAGGCGCCCUACUUCUGCCAGGAGCAGAAGCAGGAGUAUUACCGGCUGGCCAAGCCAGUGGACGACAAUCCGCUGAUCCCGCGCUUUGCCAAGCUGGCCGCAGAGCUGCAAGUGGUGCUGCCCAUCAGCUUCUUUGAGCGGGCAGGCGCCGCCCACUUCAACUCCCUGGUGGUGGCCGACGCCGACGGCAGCAUCGUGGGGCACUACCGCAAGUCCCACAUCCCAGACGGACCCGGAUACCAGGAAAAGUUUUACUUUAGCCCCGGGGACACCGGGUUCAAGGUGUUCAAGACGCGGUACGCAGACAUUGGUGUGCUCAUCUGCUGGGACCAGUGGUUCCCCGAGGGCGCGCGCUGCGCUGCGCUGAUGGGCGCCGAGAUCCUGUUCUACCCCACCGCAAUUGGCUCGGAGCCGCCCAACCCCUCCUACUCCUCCUACCCACACUGGGCGAGGGUCAUGCAGGGCCACGCGGGCGCCAACAUGAUGCCUGUGGUGGCCAGCAACCGCAUCGGCACGGAGACCUUCGAGCACAGCCACAUCACCUUCUAUGGCGGCAGCUUCAUCGCGGGGCCCGCUGGAGAGAUUGUGGCGCAGCCGGAGCAGGACGAGGGCGUUGUGGUGGCCACGUUCGAUCUGGAGGAGUGCAGCUCCAAUCGUGCGGGGUGGGGGAUGUUCAGGGACAGGCGGCCCGACCUGUACGGCCCCAUUGCCACCCUGGAUGGCAGCCGGAACAGCAGGCGGUAG